Penaeus monodon (black tiger shrimp) is the source of this 2164-nucleotide messenger RNA. Its product is annotated as glycerophosphocholine cholinephosphodiesterase ENPP6-like. The record is from RefSeq and is a predicted model, not a curated record. NCBI's taxonomy places the organism in Eukaryota, Metazoa, Arthropoda, Malacostraca, Decapoda, Penaeidae.
GCCUUUACCCAGAAAGCCACGGCAUCGUCGGCAACUACAUCUUCGACGACGCCCGGAACGCGAGCUUCGACCUGAACGACCUGGAGUCGACGAAGGACCCGCUGUGGUGGCGCGACGCGGAGCCCGUUUGGAUCACGGCCACGAAGGCCAAGAUGGACGCCGCGCUCUUCCUCUGGUCCAGCUGUGAUGUUCCUUGGGAAGGGAACGUUCUGCCGAAGUACUGCACUCCGUAUGAACCCGUUGCAGAUGCCUAUCAAGUGUUGCAGAAGAACCUCAAUCUGGGCGUCGAGAUGAUCCAACUGGAGGGAUACAAGCUUGUUAUGGUGUAUGUCGAGCUGAUCGACAUGGCUGGGCAUCGCUACGGGCCCGAGUCCAGCGAGGUUGAACAAGCAAUCGGGGAUGUUGAUUCCGCCAUAAGGAGUCUGUGGGAGAUCUUGGCUGACAGAAACAUGCUUAAUACGACGAACGUGAUUAUCGUGAGCGACCACGGCAUGACGAAGGCUACCCAGGACGACGUGACCUGGUUGGACGUCGCGCCGUGCCUGGACAGUUCGAAAAUAGUGAAGACCACAGGCCGUGUGGGUUAUAUCAACGUUCUUCCUGUAAAGGGCUACACGGACCAGGUGGAGGAUGCGCUGCAACACUGCCCAGGCGUGUCUGAGAACGUCGAAAUAGUUAGGAAAGAGAACAUGAAGGAACGUUACCACUACAAGGACCACCGACUCAUCCACGACCUCAUUGUUAUGCCUAAGGAAGGCUACGCCCUCAAGAGUCCCGAAGCCAACUACUCCCUGCCCGAGCAAGAAUCCGACAGCAUAGGCCACCACGGCUUCGACAACACCGUCGACGAGAUGCCGGACAUGAGGGGCAUUCUGUUCGCCGCAGGACCGUCCUUCACCUCGGGGCACGAAUCGGAGCCGGUGAGCCAGGUGGACGUGUACCCCCUGUUGUGCCAAGCCCUCCAGCUACAGUGCCACCCUAACAACGGCUCCUUGGAACGCGUUGCUGACUUCUUCUCCCUGAGGACCCUCACCUCCAGCGCCUCCUCCGUUAGGUGUUGUUUCCUUCUCAGGGUGUUCCUCAUAGGCCUAGGUCUUGUGAUGUGGGUCGGCGGCGGAGUAUAGGUGUAAGGGUGUAGGGAUAAGGGUGAGGGUUGCUGAUAAGGGUGAGGGUUGUUGAUAAGGGUGAGGGUUGUUGAUAAGGGUGAGGACUGCAGAUAAGGGUGAGGAUUGCAGAUAAGGGUGAGGAUUGCAGAUAAGGGUGAGGAUUGCAGAUAAGGGUCAGCAUUGGAUGAUUAGGGAUAAGGAUGAUGAAUAUUGAAGAAAAAGAGCCAAGGAUGAGUGAAGAUUAAGCGAGCCGAGACGGAGGUCCAAAUAGGGUGGGUUUUAAAGGUCCUUAAAGGUGGGCCGAAACGGAGCUGAAGGGCAGCUGUGUCAGAGGAUCUAAUAAUGUCAACGUGUCCGAGUUAAAGGAAUUAGAAUAUUUUAUAAUUUUCGAUAUUCUGUUGCUGUUGUUGUUGAUUUUUAGUUUUUGUUUUUCACUUCGAUUGGAUUCUUUUAAUGAAGCAACAUUGCUGUAGUAGUGAGAGCAGUAGCGAUAGUUGUUCGCACAACGCACGGUGAGCUUUGCCCAAGUUGAACACACAAUAGUUCAUUUGAUUCGCAAUAUAUUCCACACGUUUGUGUAAAUAUUCCGUCCAGGAACGUUUUCUUUCAGCUCUCUGCACUGCAUGCAUUCUUCUGUUAAAUACUUGUAAACGUUUCUGUUAUUUCCCAGAUUUGUUGACUUAGUGAUAGUGCUUCCUAGUUCUAUGGCCACGUGUCGAUUUGUAAAUACCAUUGUCUCUAUACAUGGUUUUAAGCAAAACGAAUUUCUUGCUUAUUACAAAGCCAAUAUAGGUGUUUAUGUAAUAACCAUUUAAGUAAAACGAUAAAAAAGUCAGAAAUAGACUUAACACUUGCGCAUAGGUGGCAAUUCGUGACUUACCAAUUAUCGAUUUAUGAUCAUGACACAUUUUCUCUGAUUAUUAUAGAACUUAUACACUGUAGUGGUUCGAAAUCGUCAGUUGGGUGAUAUAUCAUGUAUCCAAAAUACAGCUUGAUAUGGACACGUCUAGUUUUUUUCUUGUCCUAUUCAUAUCUGGCACAAAUAAAUCUCUCGGUUG